Messenger RNA from Verruconis gallopava, 3026 nucleotides. Its product is annotated as 3-isopropylmalate dehydratase, large subunit. The coding region runs from base 480 to 2798 and encodes 772 amino acids. Gene Ontology annotation, molecular function: 4 iron, 4 sulfur cluster binding; 3-isopropylmalate dehydratase activity. Gene Ontology annotation, cellular component: 3-isopropylmalate dehydratase complex. Lineage: Eukaryota; Fungi; Ascomycota; Dothideomycetes; Venturiales; Sympoventuriaceae. Gene Ontology annotation, biological process: L-leucine biosynthetic process. The transcript is spliced from 4 exons. The record is from RefSeq and is a predicted model, not a curated record.
UUUUUUUUUAAAAAAAAAGGUAUUAUUCCCGACGGAGCCUAUUCCCAUCGACCAAAAGUGCAGCUUGGCCCGGCUAUGAAGUGGUCAACGACCGAACUCUCCGCAAUCGCACCUGUCAGCAUCUGCGUCACCAAGAUAGGGUCGGCCUGCGGGGAAGCCGAACCUUCUUGUUUGUUUCGUGCAUGAGCGUCUUCGGAAGCACAGGAAAGCGGAAAUUGGUGACAAUGCAAGAUCCGUCGCAAGUAAGCUGCCGUUCGCAUCUGGGCUGAGCAACGGGAAUUCGGCCAUUGGCUGGUAGCGACCAAAGCCUUGCGCAGCUCCGCGAUCGCAGCGUCAUCCUCGACCGAUAUCGGCCGGGUUAUUGUGAAAGUGGAUGUGAUAUCAACUUGUGUUUUCACCAAGAGAGGAUAAUUUCAACCUCUAUACAAAUUUUUUCACACUGUGGUUUUUCUGGGCAGGAGCCUGAAUCACCUUGCAAGAUGCCUGGAGUUGUGAAGGGACCCCAGACCCUCUACGAUAAGAUCUUUGAUGCUCAUAUCGUCAACGAAUCCGAAGAUGGCACAAUCUUGCUCUACAUUGACAGACAUCUAACACAUGAGGUCACCUCACCUCAAGCUUUCGAAGGCCUGGAGAAAGCCGGCCGUAAAGUUCGCAGAACAGACCUCACUCUUGCCACAGUGGAUCACAACAUUCCAACCACGUCACGGAAGACGUAUAAGAACGUCGACACAUUUGUCGAGGAGGCUGACAGCAAGCUUCAAUGCAUGACGCUGGAGGAGAAUGUGAAGAAGUUCAACGUCACAUAUUUCGGCCUGGGUGAUAAGCGACAGGGCAUUGUGCAUAUCAUCGGUCCUGAGCAGGGCUUCACUUUGCCUGGCACCACUGUCGUAUGUGGUGACAGUCACACCUCGACCCACGGCGCCUUUGGCGCGCUCGCCUUCGGUAUCGGCACAUCUGAGGUCGAGCAUGUCCUGGCGACGCAAUGUUUAAUCACACAGAGAAGCAAGAACAUGCGAAUACAAGUUGACGGCGAGCUUGGUCCGGGUGUCAGCAGCAAGGACAUUAUCUUGCACAUCAUUGGCAAAAUUGGCACCGCGGGCGGUACUGGCCAUGUCAUUGAGUUCUGCGGUUCUACUAUCCGCGGCCUCAGCAUGGAGGCAAGGAUGUCCAUGUGCAACAUGUCUAUUGAAGGUGGUGCUAGAGCUGGCCUGGUUGCUCCCGAUGAAACCACCUAUGAAUACCUAAAGGGCAGGCCACUUGCACCGGAAUACGGCAGCGCCCUAUGGAAGAAAGCUGUGGCCUAUUGGGAUAGCCUGAAGUCGGAUCCUGAUGCCAAAUACGAUGCUGAAGUCUUCAUUGAUGCCAAGGACAUUGAGCCAACUGUUUCUUGGGGCACAUCGCCUCAAGAUGUAGUUCCAAUCACGGGUGUUGUGCCAAGCCCGGACGACUUCAAGGACGAGGCGAGAAAGAAGGCCUGUGAGCGAGCCCUGAAAUACAUGGGCCUCACUCCAGGAACUCCAAUGCAGGACAUUGUGCUCGACAAGAUCUUCAUCGGCUCAUGCACAAACGCGCGCAUUGAGGAUCUAAGAAUUGCGGCACGAAUUGUCAAGGGCAAGAAGGUUGCAGCGAAUAUCAAGCGAGCUCUUAUCGUGCCUGGUUCGGGUCUCGUUAAACAGCAAGCUGAGGCGGAAGGCCUUGACAAAAUUUUCGAGGAUGCUGGCUUUGAAUGGAGAGAAGCCGGCUGCUCCAUGUGUCUGGGCAUGAACCCGGAUAUCCUGUCUCCGCAAGAGCGUUGCGCGUCGACGUCAAACAGAAAUUUCGAGGGUCGACAGGGUGCUGGAGGCCGUACGCAUUUGAUGUCGCCGGCCAUGGCCGCAGCUGCCGCCAUUACCGGUAAGCUUGCUGAUGUUCGCAAGGUUGCUGCCGGCAUCCAGCUUCCAUCCGUUGCUAAGGGAUCACCACGAAUCGAGGUUGCGGAAACAAGCGACAUUGAAUCGGAUGCCGACCUGGAGAACUUCACUGACGUUCCAAUGGACGGCCAAGGCGCUUCGAAGUCAACAGGAGCCCCAGCCACUGGUGGCAUGGAGAAGUUUACUCAGCUGAAGGGCAAGGCAGCCGCGAUUGAUGUGUCGAAUGUCGACACGGAUGCUAUGAUGCCCAAGCAGUUUCUCAAGACAAUUAAGCGCUCAGGUCUCGGCUCUGCACUCUUCAAUCCGUGGAGAUAUAAUGCAGACAACACGGAAAACCCAGAUUUCGUGCUGAACCAGGAGCCUUUCAGAAAGGCUAAGAUCAUGGUGUGCACUGGCCCUAACUUUGGCUGUGGUUCUUCACGAGAGCAUGCGCCUUGGGGGUUCCUUGAUUUCGGCAUUAGAUGCAACAUCGCGCCGUCAUUCGGCGAUAUCUUCUACAACAACUGCUUCAAGAACGGCAUCCUCUGCAUACGAAUUCCGGAUCAGGCGGUUCUCGAGAACAUUGCCGAACACGCAAAGCGAGGCGAAGACAUCGAGGUCGAUCUGCCUGCGCAGGAGAUCAAGGAUGAGGCCGGCAAUGUGCUGGCCAAGUUCGAUGUCGAGCCGUUCCGAAAACAUUGUCUGGUCAAUGGGCUUGACGACAUUGGUCUGACAAUGCAAAUGGAUGACAAGAUCACCAAGUACGAAGCUAUCCGCUCGAGGGAUUAUCCUUGGCUCGAUGGAACUGGAUACAUGAGCAGGAACCGCAAAGGUCCAGUUGAGGUGAAGGCUGUCCCCGUGCCUAAAACGAAUCGUGGACAAGAGCUCAGUGAGCCCAUUGACUGGUAGACUGUUCCAAGUGGAUGCAUGCCGCAGAAAUGCAGUCAAGUGGGAUGGAGGGAUCCAUUAUCCGCGCUUAAUGACCUUUUCUCGUGAUUAACUUCAAACCUCAGGAGCCGGUAGGGGCAGUAGUAUGGCUGUGUCUGCCUAAUGUAGCUUAGUAAAUAUAUGCUAUGCGUGUACGGCCUCACAUUGAAAGGGAACUAUACGUACAGAAUUCAACACGUAGCUUUCUCA